AGCUGUGGUCGGACUUUCUGAUCGGAACCGGUGGAAUCUGCUGGUUUCUACUGGUCUCUGUCGAUCUCUGCUGGUUUCUACUGGUCUCUGUCGGUCUCUGCUGGUCUCUGUCGGUCUCUGGGGUUCAGCAUGGAUUUUGAAGCCGCUCAGGCGGAGCUGAAGCUGCUGCUGGGCAGAGUGAAUCCCGCAGACGUCCCGAAGCUGUUGGACUGGAUGAGAAACUCAGAUGAGCUGGAUGAGCUGCUGCAGGACAACAGGAGAGUGAUUCUGCAGAACAUCGCUGAUGACCUGAGAACCCGCCUGCCCCUGAACGCCAUGCUGCCCUCUGAGACCAGCGCCCACCUCAAGAUGCAGCAGCGGCCUCGGCCGACGGUUCACGUCGACGCUUUCCUCUACGAUGAAGACCAGGUGGACUCUCUGUGUGAGGACGGAACGCUGAGCCGGACGUUCUGCCAGAGCUGUGGCUCCACCAAGACCACCCCGCUGGACUUCAUCUCUCACUCGUUCUCCAUCGCCGAGCUUCAGUUCCUCUUCCAGAACGUUCUGCCCGACCUGAGCGGGCGCACGCUGCUCGACGUCGGCUCCAGGACAGGAGCUGUGCUGUACGGGGGGUGUGUGUACAGCUCGGCCUCCCGUCUGUUGGGUCUGGAGCUCAGUCAGGACUUCGUCAGGCUGCAGGAAGAAAUGCUGCACAGAUACGGGAUGAAUCUCAGGGCUCAGGUCGUCCACGGUGACGUGUGCACACAGGAUGCUCUACUGCGAACAGCCGACGUCCUCAUAAUGAACAAUGUAUUCGAGUACUUCAUGGAGCCCAGUGAGCAAGUCAGAGCCUGGAGGUUCAUCAUGCAGACCUUCAGGAGAUCGGGAUGUCUUCUCGUGACCGUUCCAAGCCUUCAGGAGAGUCUGAGCGCUUUGCAGCAGGAGGCGCUGCAACCCGGCUGGGUGGAGGAGCUGCCAGUGGACUACAAUGUUUACCUGGGCAAAGACGCUGACACCGAAACCUUGAAACAGAUCCACCUGUACAGGGUCUUAUGACCUCAGAUCCACCUUUAUGAGGUUGUGUGACUUGCUGUGAAUAUUGCUUGUGUAAAGUGGACUGAACUAGUUCAACCUGCUCUUCUCUACACAUAUGGUUUUAGAUGAGUCACGUCCCUGACUGUCCCCUAACAGUGUCACUGGUUUUUAUGAUUUUAUAUGGUUUAUAAAAAGUGUUAAACAGUGCCACACUCUUUUGUACUUUGCAUUUUAUUUGGCUUAUUAGAAUUGUCUACUUGAGGAACUUUUUCCAACCGUCUUUGUGGUUCCUGGAUGUCACAUAGAAAAUUUUCUCUGAGGUUUCUAGAUUUUGAAUUUGUGUGAUCCACAGACAGGGAACUCGCUUGUCCAGUGGAAACAUUGGGAAGCAUUGAAUUUGCUUAAAUUGAUAGUUCUGGAGAACACUCACAUCCAGGGACUAGGAUAGAUGACACAUCAAUUUGAAUUUUUUUACAACUCGGACUUUCACAGAAUAACUGCAGUGUGUUCGCUGAGAUGCCGUCAGUCAAUAUAUUCUGUCAUGAUUUAAAGACAUUCAAGAACAGAUGAAAAACAUUUGAUAGGUUUAGAAUUGCUAUUGCCACAACACAUCAUCAGUAGGGUAACAGUGACUUUGUCACAACGGUCUAAUCCCAACUCACGUUCCCUAUUAGUGGGUGCACAAUCCAACACUUGGUGAAUUCAGCUUCACAAUGAUAAGAAGAGCCCACAUCGAAGGAUCAA
Molecule: messenger RNA, 1758 nt
Organism: Salarias fasciatus (jewelled blenny)
Lineage: Eukaryota; Metazoa; Chordata; Actinopteri; Blenniiformes; Blenniidae
Exons: 8
Coding region: 130-1035 (301 amino acids)
Molecular function (GO): methyltransferase activity
Source: RefSeq, a predicted model, not a curated record